Peromyscus leucopus (white-footed mouse) is the source of this 913-nucleotide messenger RNA. RefSeq names its product notochord homeobox (gene Noto). Gene Ontology annotation, molecular function: DNA binding. The record is from RefSeq and is a predicted model, not a curated record. Lineage: Eukaryota; Metazoa; Chordata; Mammalia; Rodentia; Cricetidae. The transcript has 3 exons. The coding region runs from base 1 to 741 and encodes 246 amino acids. Gene Ontology annotation, biological process: central nervous system development; neuron differentiation.
AUGUCCAGCCCAGAGCCCCAGCCGCUUGUUCCCUCAGGCGCUGAGGUCCAGCCGGGGCGCUUGGGCCCCUGUCCCGUGGCUGCGUCCCCAGUGGUCCCGCGCCUAGCUCGGGGACGCCUGGAGUCCUCCUUUUCUGUCGAGGCCAUCCUGGCGAGACCCGAGAGCCGUGAGACAGCUGCCACCCCUCUGCAGCUCUCUUCCUGCGCCAGUCUGAACCUCAGCUCCAGGUCACCAUACCCGGUCCUGCCCUGGGUGUGCUCGGCAGCGACUUGGCUGCCCGCCUACCUGAGCAUGGGCAUCUACCCGCUGUCCUCCACGCCCUGCGUGCCUGGACUGAACGUGGCUUGCCUCUUCUGCCAGCAGGGCCUCGGCCUCACAGGCUCGGAGCUGCCUUACUGUCCAGGCCUCUGGAGCCCUCUGGACUGGGCACCUACCAUGGACCUUCAGGACGCAGAGAGACACCAAAAGAGGGUCCGCACGAUGUUUAACCUGCAGCAGCUGGAGGAGCUGGAGAGAGUGUUUGCAAAGCAGCACAACCUGGUAGGGAAGAAGAGGGCCCAGCUGGCUGCCAGGCUGCACUUGACCGAGAACCAGGUGAGGAUCUGGUUCCAAAACCGCAGGGUGAAGUAUCAGAAGCAGCAAAAACUGAAAUCUCCUUCCUCCUCUGCCAUGGAAGAGCCCUCCAGCAGCUCAGAUGGCAACAUCCAGAGUGAAGAUGCUGAGUCAGGAGAUGGCAGUUAAGGACUGAGUCAGAGGCUUGCUACGUGGGCUAGUUUCUUCCUGGGCCACCUGCUGGACCACCUCCCAGUCCCACAUCUCAGUGAAGGGCUUCCUUAAAGUCAAAGGACACCAAUUGUACUUGAACAAUCAAACAAGAGAUCCCUGGGAGCAGACUAAUGGGAUGAUCUACGUC